AUGGUUUCUUCUCCAGACCAUUACGGGGCCAAAUGGGGGCCCCGGGGACAGGGACAGGAUGGCUACUUUUCUCACCGGCCGAAAGAGAAAGUGCGAACAGACAGCAACAAUGAGAACUCGGUCCCCAAAGACUUUGAGAAUGUGGACAACAGCAACUUCGCACCCAGGACUCAAAAGCAAAAGCACCAGCCUGAGUUGGCAAAGAAGGCCCCGAGUAGACAGACAGAGCUUUUGAAAAGGAAGCUGGAGCAGGAGGAGAAGGGGAAGGGACAUCCGUUCGCAGGCAAAGGCGCCACCGAGGCGCUGCCUCCUGGGGAGAAAGCCGCGGUGAACAGUAGCCGUGGGAAGGAUGCCCCAAGACAGCCCCACACCAGGAAAAGCGGGGGCGGCUCCCCCGAGCUCAAGUACGACCAGCCCCCCAAGUGCGACAUCUCGGGCAAAGAGGCCAUCUCCGCCCUGUCCCGCUCCAAGUCCAAACACUGCCGCCAGGAGAUCGGGGAAACCUACUGUCGCCACAAGCUCGGACUGCUGAUGCCCAAGAAGGUGACACGAUUCUGCCCCCUGGAAGGCAAAGCCAACAAGAACGUGCAGUGGGAUGAGGACUCGGUGGAAUACAUGCUGGCCAACCCAGUCCGAAUCGCCUUCGUCCUGGUGGUCCACGGCCGUGCCUCUCGGCAGCUGCAGCGCAUGUUCAAGGCCAUUUACCACAAAGACCACUUCUACUACAUCCACGUGGACAAGCGCUCUAAUUACCUGCAUCGGCAAGUGCUACAGUUCGCCAGACAGUAUGGCAACGUUCGCGUCACCCCCUGGAGGAUGGCCACCAUCUGGGGGGGAGCCAGCCUCCUGUCCACGUACCUGCAGAGCAUGCGGGACCUCCUGGAGAUGACUGACUGGCCCUGGGACUUCUUCAUCAACCUCAGCGCCGCUGACUACCCCAUCAGGACAAAUGACCAGCUGGUGGCAUUUCUCUCCCGAUACCGAGAUAUGAAUUUCCUGAAGUCACACGGCCGGGACAAUGCAAGGUUCAUCCGAAAGCAGGGUCUGGACCGGCUCUUCCUGGAGUGUGACGCCCACAUGUGGCGCCUCGGGGACCGGCGAAUCCCGGAGGGCAUUGCUGUGGAUGGAGGCUCGGAUUGGUUCCUGCUGAACCGGAAGUUUGUGGAGUAUGUGACAUUCUCCACAGAUGAUCUAGUGACCAAGAUGAAGCAGUUUUACUCCUACACCCUGCUUCCUGCUGAGUCCUUCUUCCACACGGUCCUGGAGAACAGCCCCCACUGCGACACCAUGGUGGACAACAACCUGCGCAUCACCAACUGGAACCGGAAGCUGGGCUGCAGGUGUCAGUACAAGCACAUCGUGGACUGGUGCGGCUGCUCGCCCAACGACUUCAAGCCGCAGGACUUCCACCGCUUCCAGCAGACUGCCAGGCCCACCUUCUUUGCCCGAAAAUUCGAAGCUGUGGUGAAUCAGGAAAUCAUCGGGCAGCUGGACUAUUACCUGUAUGGGAACUACCCUGCGGGCACCCCGGGCCUCCGAUCCUACUGGGAGAAUGUGUACGAUGAGCCGGACGGUACCCACAGCCUGAGCGACGUGGCGCUCACCUUGUAUCACUCCUUCGCCCGCCAGGGCCUCCGAAGGGCCGAGUCGUCACUGCACGUGGAAGGGGAGAAUAGCUGCCGGUACUACCCGAUGGGCCACCCAGCAUCUGUCCACCUCUACUUCCUUGCGGACCGCUUCCAGGGCUUUCUGAUCAAGCAUCAUGCCACCAAUCUGGCCGUGAGCAAACUGGAGACCCUGGAGACGUGGGUGAUGCCAAAGAAGGUCUUCAAGAUCGCAAGCCCGCCCAGUGACUUCGGGAGGCUCCAGUUUUCCGAGGUCGGCACUGAGUGGGAUGCCAAGGAGCGGCUCUUCCGUAACUUUGGGGGUCUCCUGGGGCCCAUGGAUGAGCCGGUAGGCAUGCAGAAAUGGGGGAAGGGCCCCAACGUCACCGUGACUGUCAUCUGGGUGGAUCCCGUCAACAUCAUCGCAGCCACCUACGACAUCCUGAUUGAAUCCACUGCCGAGUUCACCCACUACAAGCCCCCUUUGAACUUGCCCCUGAGGCCCGGGAUCUGGACAGUGAAAAUUCUUCACCACUGGGUGCCAGUUGCAGAGACCAAAUUCCUUGUUGCACCGCUGACCUUCUCAAACAGGCAGCCCAUCAAACCAGAGGAGGCGUUGAAGCUGCACAGCGGGCCCCCCCGCAGCGCCUACAUGGAGCAGAGCUUCCAGAGCCUGAACCCCGUCCUCAGCCUGCCCAUCAGCCCGGCCCAGGUGGAGCAGGCACGGAGGAACGCAGCCUCCACUGGCGCAGUGCUGGAGCGCUGGCUGGACUCUCUGGUAGGUGGCAUGUGGACUGCCAUGGACAUCUGCACCACAGGCCUCAGUGCCUGCCCCGUCAUGCAGCCCUGCAGCCAGACGGCCUGGAGCUCCUUCAGCCCCGACCCCAAGUCCGAGCUGGGGGCGGUCAAACCCGAUGGCCGGCUCAGGUAG
This is a messenger RNA of Neomonachus schauinslandi (Hawaiian monk seal), 2535 nucleotides long. It is a transcript of the gene XYLT1, whose product is annotated as xylosyltransferase 1. Gene Ontology annotation, cellular component: membrane. Gene Ontology annotation, molecular function: protein xylosyltransferase activity. The transcript has 11 exons. Lineage: Eukaryota; Metazoa; Chordata; Mammalia; Carnivora; Phocidae. Gene Ontology annotation, biological process: chondroitin sulfate proteoglycan biosynthetic process; heparan sulfate proteoglycan biosynthetic process. The coding region runs from base 1 to 2535 and encodes 844 amino acids. The record is from RefSeq and is a predicted model, not a curated record.